CUCACACACUGGUCUGCAAGUCUGCAACUUCCUAACGUCUAUUUCUUCUUCUCUCUAUAACAACCACACUACUAUAAAGUUACACUGCAAAACAAAAACAAGAAAAUGCCAGCAAGCUUUUAAGCCUAAUCAUAACACCACCGCACUACUCACCAACCCCAUCACAAAGCCUGCAACACUCUACUCACACUACUCAUACCUUCCUACACUUUUUAUCUAUAUAUAGCAAAUUGCUUUCUGUUUUAAAGUAUCCGUAAUUCACGUGUCCUUAUCCCUUCUCUUUCUUGUUUCUGUUAUAAAGACUUGCUUUUUUCUUCUUCAUAUAUAGGAGAGCAAGUGAAUGAGCCUAUUAAUUUGAAGUGUUUUGGAGAAAAAGAGGCUAAAGUUUGAAUCUUUAUGAGGUUUAGUGAGAUGGGUGUUUGGUGGUUUUGUGGAUUGGUAAUUCUUGGUUUGAUAAUUGGAGGAAAAGGGUAUCCUGAGGAGGAUUUAGUGAAGGCAUUGCCUGGACAACCAAAGGUUAGUUUUAGGCAAUAUGCAGGGUAUGUUGAUGUGGAUAGGAAAGCUGGAAGGAGUUUGUUUUACUAUUUUGUUGAAGCUGAGGUGAAUCCUGAUCAUAAACCUCUCACUCUUUGGCUCAAUGGAGGCCCAGGUUGCUCAUCAGUUGGUGGGGGUGCCUUUACAGAGUUGGGACCAUUCUUUCCCACAGGUGACGGUCGAGGUCUUCGAAGAAAUUCAAAAUCCUGGAAUAAAGCAUCAAAUCUCCUCUUUGUUGAAUCUCCAGCUGGAGUAGGCUGGUCAUACUCAAAUACAAGUUCAGACUACACUACUGGUGAUGCAAAAACUGCAAUGGAUAUGCAUACAUUCAUGAUGGAAUGGGUGAAGAAAUUCCCGGCAUUCAAAUCAAGGGAACUAUAUCUCACAGGAGAAAGUUAUGCAGGCCAUUACAUUCCGCAGUUAGCUGUUGCUCUUCUAGACCACAAUGAACACUCAAAAGAAUACAAGUUCAACAUUAAAGGAGUUGCAAUUGGGAAUCCACUUUUGAGACUUGAUCGUGAUGCUCCUGCAACCUUUGAAUACUUUUGGUCUCAUGGGAUGAUUUCUGAUGAAGUAGGCCUAGCAAUUAUGACUCAGUGUGACUUUGAGGAUUAUACCUUUGGCAGUCCGCACAAUGUCUCAGAAGCAUGCAAUAAAGCCAUAUCUGAAGCAAACACCAUUGUUAGUGAAUAUAUAGAUAAUUAUGAUGUGAUUCUUGAUGUGUGCUAUCCGUCCAUAGUGGAACAAGAGCUGCGAUUAAGGAAAAUGGCUACUAAAAUGAGUGUAGGUGUUGAUGUGUGCAUGAGCUAUGAAAGGCGCUUCUAUUUUAACCUUCCAGAGGUUCAGAAAGCCCUUCAUGCAAAUAGGACCAACUUGCCUGAUAGCUGGUCAAUGUGUAGCCGUGUUCUGAAUUACAGCGACACAGACGGAAACAUCAAUAUUCUUCCAUUGCUCAAAAGAAUAGUCGAAAAUCAUAUUCCUGUUUGGAUUUUUAGCGGAGAUCAAGAUUCUGUUGUGCCAUUGCUUGGCUCCAGGACCCUUGUACGCGAGCUAGCUCAUGACAUGGGGUUCAAGAUUACAGUCCCAUAUGGUGCUUGGUUUCACAAAGGGCAGGUGGGAGGUUGGCAAACAGAAUAUGGCAACUUAUUAACCUUUGCCACUGUAAGAGGUGCUGCACAUAUGGUACCAUAUGCACAACCUGCAAGGGCUUUGCAUCUGUUUAGUUCAUUUAUACAUGGCCGAAGGCUCCCAAACAACACACGACCCUCCAUCGACGACUGAGAAAAAUCCUCUAACGAACUUUAAAGUUGGUAAUUGGCUGAUUGUUAGGGACUUCUUGUAGGAAAUUUAAACAGGAAGAAGUAAAAUCAUUGCAUUGGUAAUUGACUUUGAAUUAAAGUAGCUGAAGAAUAUAUGUCAAGAGUUGUCUUUAUCUUAAAUUUCUUUUGUAUGAAAUAAAGAAAGCAAGCAAAGAAAAAAAGAAGUUGGAGAAAAAGAAUUGGAGGCCAUAGUGGAUAAAUUUCUUAUGUAUGGAAUUUUUUAUUUUCGGAUUA
Lycium barbarum (goji berry) is the source of this 2087-nucleotide messenger RNA. Its product is annotated as serine carboxypeptidase-like 42. NCBI's taxonomy places the organism in Eukaryota, Viridiplantae, Streptophyta, Magnoliopsida, Solanales, Solanaceae. Gene Ontology annotation, biological process: proteolysis. Gene Ontology annotation, molecular function: serine-type carboxypeptidase activity. The transcript has 10 exons. Bases 397 to 1815 code for a protein of 472 amino acids. The record is from RefSeq and is a predicted model, not a curated record.